Molecule: messenger RNA, 1515 nt
Organism: Marasmius oreades (fairy-ring Marasmius)
Lineage: Eukaryota; Fungi; Basidiomycota; Agaricomycetes; Agaricales; Marasmiaceae
Exons: 14
Coding region: 1-1515 (504 amino acids)
Biological process (GO): adenylate cyclase-activating G protein-coupled receptor signaling pathway
Cellular component (GO): heterotrimeric G-protein complex
Molecular function (GO): GTPase activity; G protein-coupled receptor binding; G-protein beta/gamma-subunit complex binding
Source: RefSeq, a predicted model, not a curated record
AUGGUCGCUUCAAGGACCAAACGGAACACUGUAGAUGAUGACCCUUUGACUCGCGCGAUAGCACCUCCGCCAAACGAGACCGAGGCCGAGAGGGAAGCUCGUUUAGCAGCAGAACAAUUGGCAAAGAAGAGAUCAGACCAGAUCGACGAAGAAAUCAACCAGCAGCGUCUAGUUGAAAAGAGGGAGCAGGCUUCUGUCAAAGUGUUGCUAUUAGGUCAAAGUGAAUCGGGGAAAACGACCACAAUCAAAAAUUUCCAACUCAUAAGUCAACCAAAGGCUUUCCGUUCAGAACUACCACUAUGGAGAGCAAUAAUCCAACUGAACGUUACACGCUCCAUUCGCAUCAUACUGGAUGCGAUGUCUACUGCUCAAACUGCAAAUCUCAAUUUAACCUCGACGUCCACUACCACUCCCCUCCCUCCUCCCAACUCAGAUUAUUCCCCUAUCAGUCGUCCAUCGAGUUCAUAUUCACCCAGACAAGCACUUCCCCAAGUGCCGCUACUCACCCCAGAACAGUUAAAGUUAAAAAUGCGCCUAUCUCCCCUAACCCAAGUAGAAGAAGCUUUGAUGCGCAGACUGUCACCCUCGUCGCCGGCCGGAUCACUUGCCUUAUUGUCUACAACAACUUCCUUUCCUUUUCCCAGUAAUCGUUCGAAAGAAAUCACUGUUUACUCUGCCUCAGGGUGGAAGGGCGCUUUUGCCAAGUUCGUGGCUGGCAUGACGAGGAGUAGCAUGGAUAGUCAAGAUAUAAAUUUUGAUGAUCCUGAAGACCCGGGGGUGAUCCUUCAUAAUUGUUCAGAAGACAUGGUCAAGUUAUGGAACGAUGAAGGUAUUCGUAGACUGCUGGAGAGCCAGAACCUGAGACUGGAAGACAUGUCAGGCUUCUUUUUGGACUCGCUGGAGCGCAUUACAGCGCUGAAAUACAUCCCCACGACUGAGGACAUCUUGAGAGCAAGAUUGAAAACCAUCGGUGUGACCGAGCAUCGGUUCGUAUUGAAAGCUGGAAAUAUGCUGAGCCGUGAUUGGAGAGUGUUUGAUGUGGGAGGUGCCCGUAAUUUGGUACCGGCUUGGGCACCAUACUUUGACGACAUGAAUGCGAUUAUCUUUUUGGCGCCACUCAGCUGUUUUGACCAGUCACUGGCCGAAGAUUACGGUGUGAACAGACUGGAGGACUCCAUUCUACUAUGGCGUUCGAUCGUCAAACACCCACUCCUCCAAAAGACCGAACUUAUUCUGUUCCUGAACAAAUGCGAUCUUUUGAAAGCUAAAUUAGAUUCCGGAACACAGUUUUCGCAUUGGGUGGUCUCGUACGGUGACAGGCCGAAUACGUUCGAGAGUGUAUCCGGCUAUAUGAAGAAGAAAUUUGGCACCAUACACAAGCAACAUUCUGAUAAACCUCGAACAUUUUACUGCCAUUUUACGUCCGUCACGAACGCACAGACAACGUUUCACAUCCUAGAGAAUGUCAGGGAUCUUAUCAUCAGGCAGAGCUUGACAACAAGUCAUUUAGUUUGA